GAGUAAUAAAUUCCCCCGGCACCGAAACACGGUCUUUCUCUAGACGCGUCUUGCUGGGAGAGCGUCCGUGGCUUUGCGUCCGCGUCGCGGCCCUGCGGUCGGCGGCCUCCUCGUGGAGCGUAGCAAGGGUAGGCCCCGCGUGGCGUCUUUCCCCGGCUCCAAGAUGGACGGCAGCGGGGACUGGGAGGCCGCUCUGGGGGAGCACGUGGCGCCCUGCUCGCCUGCUCCCGGGGCAGCUGGGAUGGUGGCGGAGUCCGGAGGUCUCCUGCUGCCGUCGGGCAGGGAGGCCGGCGGAGGCGGGGCCGUGGCCGCCCCCAAGAGGCUCCCAGGCGGCGGCGGCGGCCCAGCCUCUUCUUUCCUCGCACAGCCAGGCGGCCCUUGCUCGAGUCCCGCGUCGCCAUGGCCGCGGUUCCCGAGUUGCUGCAGCAGCAGGAGGAGGACCGCAGCAAGCUGAGAUCUGUAUCUGUGGACCUGAAUGUUGAUCCCUCACUUCAGAUUGACAUACCUGAUGCACUCAGUGAGAGAGAUAAAGUCAAAUUUACAGUGCACACAAAGACCACAUUGCCCACGUUUCAGAGCCCAGAGUUUUCUGUCACAAGGCAACAUGAAGACUUUGUGUGGCUACAUGACACUCUUAUUGAAACAACAGACUAUGCUGGGCUUAUUAUUCCACCUGCUCCUACGAAGCCCGACUUUGAUGGUCCUCGAGAGAAGAUGCAGAAACUGGGAGAAGGUGAAGGGUCUAUGACCAAAGAAGAAUUUGCCAAGAUGAAACAAGAACUGGAAGCUGAGUAUCUCGCUGUUUUUAAGAAGACUGUCUCCUCCCAUGAAGUCUUUCUUCAGCGGCUUUCUUCUCACGCUGUUCUCAGUAAAGAUCGCAACUUUCAUGUUUUCCUGGAAUAUGAUCAGGAUCUAAGUGUUAGGCGGAAAAAUACUAAAGAGAUGUUUGGUGGCUUCUUCAAAAGUGUGGUGAAAAGUGCUGAUGAAGUCCUUUUUACUGGAGUUAAGGAGGUAGAUGACUUCUUUGAGCAAGAGAAGAACUUCCUUAUUAACUAUUACAAUAGAAUCAAAGAUUCUUGUGUGAAAGCUGACAAAAUGACCAGAUCUCAUAAAAAUGUUGCCGAUGACUAUAUCCACACUGCAGCCUGCUUACAUAGCCUGGCUUUAGAAGAGCCCACAGUCAUCAAAAAGUACCUGUUGAAGGUUGCUGAGCUAUUUGAAAAGCUUAGGAAAGUAGAGGGUCGAGUUUCAUCAGAUGAAGAUUUGAAGCUAACAGAGCUCCUCCGAUACUACAUGCUCAACAUCGAAGCUGCUAAGGAUCUCUUAUACAGACGCACCAAAGCCCUCAUUGACUAUGAAAACUCAAACAAAGCUCUGGAUAAAGCCCGGUUAAAGAGCAAAGACGUCAAGUUGGCUGAGGCACACCAGCAGGAGUGCUGCCAGAAAUUUGAACAACUUUCCGAAUCUGCAAAAGAAGAACUGAUAAAUUUCAAACGGAAGAGAGUGGCAGCAUUUAGAAAGAAUCUAAUUGAAAUGUCUGAACUGGAAAUAAAACAUGCCAGGAACAAUGUCUCCCUUUUGCAGAGCUGUAUUGACUUGUUCAAGAAUAACUGAUACGCCUUCACUCAGAAGAAAAGAAAUGAAUGUGAAAGAAAGCCAAGCAUCACUUGCACUUAAAUCAUUACCACGGAAGAUUUAUUAGCUUCAACUUUAAAAUUAUGUGAAUAAAUAUUUUGAUUUCUACAAAUCUUAACAUUUAACCAUGUUGGUUUAAAAACAUUAUUGCUUGCUACUUGGACAAACUAAUUUUUCCUUGUGCAUUUAAUACCUCUGGGCAGAAUCUGAAUACUGGGUUCUCCUGCAGUUCGUCUUUAGUUACUAAGAAAGGGUGUAGGAGACAUUUGCCUUCAGGAAACAAGUAGAAGCAAUCGCCUGGCCCAUGUCCCUACAAACCCAUGAUUGUCAGGGAGGUACCAGUUGCAGCAGGUGAUUCAGCUGCUCGAGGCAGGUAACAGACCUUCCAUUCCUCGCUGAAGGUGGGGUUUGUGUUUUUGUUUUGCCCCGUUACUCCACUGGUAGUCAUCUGGUAUUGACUACAGCAAGAAACAUAACAACAGCAAGAAAAUCUCAUUUAUCUUUAUAUACUCUUUGCACCUCCUUUUUUUAGUUGAGAUACAAAUAUUUGAGGGGAGAGAAAUAUCUUUGGGUAUAUAUGGAAACAUAAUGUGGUCUACUUGAUAAGAUGGCCAGAUCUACAUUAGGAAGAGUAUGAACUCCCUCCCUAGUGGCCAUUGCGGGGUGAGGGGGGUGUGGUGUAAGUCUUUGGGCAUUUGUUUUUUAUAAAGCAUAUAAUAAAAUAAUCGUGCUACUAA
Rhinopithecus roxellana (golden snub-nosed monkey) is the source of this 2372-nucleotide messenger RNA. It is a transcript of the gene SNX5, whose product is annotated as sorting nexin 5. The transcript has 13 exons. The coding region runs from base 400 to 1614 and encodes 404 amino acids. The record is from RefSeq and is a predicted model, not a curated record. Gene Ontology annotation, biological process: pinocytosis; intracellular protein transport. Gene Ontology annotation, cellular component: endosome. Lineage: Eukaryota; Metazoa; Chordata; Mammalia; Primates; Cercopithecidae. Gene Ontology annotation, molecular function: phosphatidylinositol binding; dynactin binding.